Messenger RNA from Drosophila subpulchrella, 861 nucleotides. RefSeq lists its product as uncharacterized. NCBI's taxonomy places the organism in Eukaryota, Metazoa, Arthropoda, Insecta, Diptera, Drosophilidae. The record is from RefSeq and is a predicted model, not a curated record. The transcript has a single exon. The coding region runs from base 152 to 781 and encodes 209 amino acids.
GACCCGCCGGAAGACUCAAAGUAAGACUCAACCUUUCGGAACACCCGCACCAAAAUUAACCGAAUCGAAAAUUCAAAUCCCAUCGGACCCAACCGCUGCCAGCCAGGACCCUCACAGAUCUGGAGACCCUUUACACAGGAUCCAAGACAUAAUGGAGCUGUGGCACAAGCUGCGAAUGCAGUUGAACGACUUCUUCUAUGUGAACUACCCCUAUAUAGCUCUAUAUAGCGGAAUGGGCGUGGCCAUGACCGCCUACUUGCACUACCAGUGGAAAAUGCAUCACUACGACCUGAUGUACUGGAAGCAAUUGGCGGAGGCCUUCUCGCAGGAGAUUGACUUCUUCCAGCUGGCCAUUCUGCUGGUAAUAUUCGCAAUCAAUGCCAUUUUCGUGUUUAUUAUCCUGAGCGUGUAUUUGCGCCCGGCCAUCGAUAACAAUGGUGAGAUGUCGCUGCUGGAGAUCAAGGAUCGCUAUGCCCGCUUUAUCCUGAUCCGGCUGAUAGCCCGUCUCGAUCGCAUCCAGUCCAAGUUGUCGGCCAAAAGGAAGAGUCUCACCUUCCAGCACUAUGCCAGAGCCCAUACGAAUAUGGUGAAGGCGGUGGCCCUGUUCCGCAAAGAUGCCCGCAAGCUGAUCCUGCCCAACGAGUCGGAGAUCCUGAUGCCCAUCGAGGACAUCUACGGCGUGGCCGAGGACGAGGAGCGACUCCUGCGGCGAUCGGGCUACUACAAGCUGAUCAUCGACACCACCGACGAGACGGUGAAGACCCUGUUCAACGCCAAGUGAGGCGAUAUCCUGUUCUAACUACCUAUCCCUACCAUCUAGCUGAUCCGGUUCCGAUUCAAACUUUGAGUAAACUGCAGUUC